CAAACGCCGAGCGACGAGCAUCAAAUCCGAGUUUAAAAUAACAAAAAUACGGCGUAUUUAUUUCUGUGACGGAACUGGGAAGCGAUGAUGCUGGGACUGGAACUGCUAUGCCUGGUGUCGCCUCUGCUGCUGGGGGGCCUGCAGGCCACGGACUUACCUUACGAGACACUGCGGGAGCAGAUCAUGGAAGCGGAGCGACUGGCCUCGCUGGGCGGCAAUAUUUGGCUCACCUCGGACGAGGAGAAGGCCAACAGCAUCCUGAUGAACGCCAAGCGUGCGGAGAUUGCUGAGGGCAUCAAGACGCCGGAGAAGUAUCCCCCCGCCAUGCACUUUUUCCAAGGCAGGCAGUAUGUGCGGCAGAGCGAGGUUUUCCGCUUCAUACAAAAGAUGCCAAAGGGCGCCUUUCUGCACGGGCACAACACGGGCAUGGUGACGUCCAAGUGGGUGAUUGGCAAUCUCACCACCACCAAUAAUCUCUACACAUGCCGCAAUGUAGAUGGACUGCUGGUGUUCACAUACGAUCAGGGUGGCUGCCACAGCGAGGUGCAGAAUGUGUGCACGGAGCGCAUCAAUGCCGAGGAUCGGGACAAGUACGAGCGGCAGCUGGAGAAGCACAUUAAUAUGCAUCGACAGAGGCCAGAAGCUCUCUUGCCGCAACGCAAAAAGAUUUGGGAACGCUUUGAGAAUAUUUUUACGACUGUCGAUCGGCUGUACAAGUACCGACCCUCCUACUGCGCCUACCACAAGCGCCUGCUGGAGGAGCUGUGCGAGGAUAACAUUAUCUAUGCGGAGGUGCGCGCCUCCCUGUCACCCCUGUACGACGACAACAAUCGCACGCUGAGCACGCUGGAGGUGGCCAACGAGCUGGAACGCAUUGUGGAGGAGUUCAAGGCGAAGCAUCACGACUUUGUGGGCUUAAAGGUGAUCUACGCCAAGCGGAAUCGUGCCAGCGAGGAGGAGAUGAGCAGACGCAUUACCACAUUCAAGCAGUUGCACCAUGCCAAGCCGAACUUUGUCAUAGGAUUCGAUUUGAUUGGCCAAGAGGACACGGGUGAUCCGCUCAACAAAUACGUCAACGAGCUGUCCGAUCUGCCCAGCACCGCCAACUACUUUUUCCACGCGGGCGAGACAAAUUGGCAUGGCCGCACCGACUGGAACAUGAUGGAUGCCAUACUGUUGGGCUCCAAGCGCAUUGGACAUGCCUUUGCCCUGCCCAAGCAUCCGCAGUUGUGGUCCACGAUCAAGAAGCGUGACAUUGCCAUCGAGGUGAAUCCCAUUUCCAAUCAGGUGCUGGGCUUUGUCUGGGAUCUGCGCAAUCAUCCUGCGAGCUUUUUGAUAGCCCAAAACUUUCCCAUUGUGAUAUCAUCCGAUGAUCCCGGGCUCUGGGGUGCCAAGGGUCUCAGCUUUGACUUUUACUACGCGUUCAUGGCCAUGGCGCCGGCGGAGGCGGACUUGCGCUUCCUUAAGCAGCUGGCCCUGAACUCCAUCAAGUAUGCGGUGCUCACAUCGGACGAGCGGCGCAAGAUCAAUCGCAUCUUUCAGCGCAAGUGGCACGAGUUUAUUGCCAAUGUCUUGAAUCCAAAGUUUUAAUUCUAAUACACAAAAUCAGAGUAAGAUCAAACCUAA
Molecule: messenger RNA, 1626 nt
Organism: Drosophila subobscura
Lineage: Eukaryota; Metazoa; Arthropoda; Insecta; Diptera; Drosophilidae
Gene: Adgf-D
Product: adenosine deaminase 2
Exons: 6
Coding region: 85-1590 (501 amino acids)
Biological process (GO): adenosine catabolic process; inosine biosynthetic process
Molecular function (GO): adenosine deaminase activity
Source: RefSeq, a predicted model, not a curated record